This is a messenger RNA of Capsella rubella, 1186 nucleotides long. RefSeq names its product strigolactone esterase D14. Bases 138 to 941 code for a protein of 267 amino acids. The record is from RefSeq and is a predicted model, not a curated record. Lineage: Eukaryota; Viridiplantae; Streptophyta; Magnoliopsida; Brassicales; Brassicaceae. The transcript has a single exon.
UGCAGUAGAGAGAGACACACACACACCAACCCAAUUAAUAAGUUUUUUUAUUAUUAUAUAAACAGUAUCGAAGCCAAGCCUCAUCUUUAUUACCCAUCGAAACCAUCUUAGAGAUAAAAAGAAGAAGAAAGAAGGAGAUGAGUCAACACAACAUCUUAGAAGCUCUAAACGUGCGGGUGGUGGGUACGGGUGAUCGGAUCCUGUUUUUGGCCCAUGGAUUCGGCACGGACCAAUCAGCUUGGCACCUGAUCCUUCCUUACUUCACCCAAACCUACAGAGUGGUCCUCUACGACCUCGUUUGCGCCGGCAGUGUCAACCCCGACUACUUCGAUUUCAAUCGCUACACCACUCUCGAUCCUUACGUCGACGACCUCCUCAACAUCGUCGAUUCCCUCGGUAUCCACACCUGCGCCUACGUCGGCCACUCCGUCUCCGCUAUGAUCGGAAUCAUCGCCUCCAUUCGUCGCCCUGAGCUUUUCUCCAAGCUGAUCCUCAUCGGAUUCUCUCCUAGGUUCCUCAACGACGAGGAUUACCACGGCGGGUUCGAAGAAGGCGAGAUCGAGAAGGUUUUCUCGGCUAUGGAAGCUAAUUACGAAGCUUGGGUUCACGGAUUCGCUCCGCUCGCCGUCGGAGCGGAUGUACCGGCGGCGGUUAGGGAAUUCAGCAGGACUCUGUUCAAUAUGCGUCCGGAUAUAUCUCUGUUCGUGUCGAGGACGGUGUUCAACAGCGAUCUGAGAGGUGUGCUAGGGUUGGUUAGAGUUCCGACGUGCGUGAUUCAGACGGCCAAGGACGUGUCUGUGCCGGCAUCGGUGGCGGAGUAUCUGAGGGCUCAUCUUGGUGGGGAUACGACUGUAGAGCAGCUUAAAACGGAAGGGCAUUUGCCGCAUCUCAGUGCUCCGGCUCAGCUUGCUCACUUUCUCCGGCGAGCCCUUCCUCGGUGACCGCUCUUUUUGUUUUUAUAUAAUUUUAUUUUUAUUUUUGGGUUUGAGAGAGAGUGAAAAAAUUGGAAGAAUAUGGAACUUGUGUGUGUGGGGUCCACUUUAGGAAAAAAGGAAAGGCCUCUAUUUGUGGAGGACAGUUUGGCUUUGUCAAAUCUCAAUAUCUAUCCUAAGAUAAGAUUGUUCACUUGACACGUGUGGCUCUCUCUCUCUCGUUUUCAUUUUAUUCAAGAGCUUCUUUGAUUACU